Leptidea sinapis is the source of this 3035-nucleotide messenger RNA. RefSeq names its product putative 1-phosphatidylinositol 3-phosphate 5-kinase (gene fab1). Gene Ontology annotation, molecular function: 1-phosphatidylinositol-3-phosphate 5-kinase activity. Gene Ontology annotation, cellular component: endosome membrane. Bases 129 to 1508 code for a protein of 459 amino acids. The record is from RefSeq and is a predicted model, not a curated record. Lineage: Eukaryota; Metazoa; Arthropoda; Insecta; Lepidoptera; Pieridae. Gene Ontology annotation, biological process: phosphatidylinositol phosphate biosynthetic process. The transcript has 13 exons.
AGCAGCACUCGGAGUAGAUCCACCUGGCGCUCACUUCGCCGCACCUGCAGCAGGCCACGCCCGCCGAUAAACCAGCUGUCAUCCGCAGUCUGUGGAGCAUCUACGACAACAUCAUUAUCGGCGAGAAGAUGCUGCGAGACACGCAGGACCGGCUGAGUUCGUUGCACGCCAAGAACAAGCCGCCAACGGAACCUGUGGCUGAGGAUAAAACUGAUUCGGAAGAAUCCACCUGUGAUUCGUCCAACAAUGAUGUCACCGAAUUGUUGACAGAUGUAAGCAGAGAAUCUGACAAGGAGCACACAGGUGAAGAAGAAGAGGACCGCGGUGACAAGAAGACUGUGAAGCAAAUACUGACACAGCUGCUGACCAACAACCAGCCCGCUGGCGUGAACCAGGGCGGGAUGAUCAUAACGAGUGGCGUGAUCCCGGUACUGGUGAAGGCGGGUGAGAUCGGGUCCGUGAUCGCGGCGACCCUGGCUUCCGUCACCUACCAGCUGACACUUAGCCAACAGAGGCACAGUACGCAGAGCGACGCUGAAGACACGGAGCAGACCUCCAGUAAGGAGAAGACGGAUUCGGACAAAACGAAGGCAAAGUGUAACAACGAACAUAUCGAAGUUCUACUUAAAGAUGGGUUGGUAUGCCGAGUGUACUACGCGCUGCAGUUCGACCGUCUGCGUCACGCCGUGCUGGCGCCUCUUGGCCCCGCCCCCGACCAGUGCUGCCACCCGCACACCGACAACGACGGUGCAGGCAAGAUGCUGUGCGACAUCGAGGAGGGCUUCAUCAGGUCGCUGGCGCAGUGCGUGCCGUGGGCAGCGCGAGGCGGCAAGUCGGGCUCCACCUUCUGCAAGACUAAGGACGACCGCUACGUGUUGAAAGAGAUGACGAAGCCGGAGUGGACGCAGUUCCUAGAGUUCGCGCCGCACUACUUCCACUACGUGAGCUCGUGCCGCGCGCGCGACCUCCCCUCCAUACUGGCGCGCAUAGUGGGCGUGUUCAGUGUUGGCGGUGCCGGCGUACUGGUGACGGAGCACGUAUGGUACGGCGAGCGGGAGCCCGACGCGCGCUUCGACCUCAAGGGAGCCUCGCGACAGAGACUGGCGCUGGGCGCCGCGCACCUGCCGCCGAGCGCCGCCGUGCUGGUGGACGACAACCUGCUGGCGCUACGCUGGGAGCGGCAGCUAUACGUGUCUUCUGGCGUGUGUGCGGGACUGUGGCGUGCCCUGGAGCGAGACACCACCUUCCUGGCGGAGCACCACGUGAUGGACUACUCACUGCUGCUGGGCACGCGUCGUCAAACACUCGUGCUGGGCAUCAUCGACUACAUCCGCACGUUCACGUGGGACAAGAAGCUGGAGCACCUGGUAAAGAAGAACCUGGGCUCGGGGCAACCCACCGUGGUGUCUCCGCACCAGUACCAGCGCCGGUUCUGUGCCGCCUGCCGCAAGUACUUCCUCGAGUGUCCCUCGCACUGGGAUCACCUCUACGAUGAAACCGACGCCUAGCCCUACGACACCGCAUGCUAAGGUUGCUGAUAAAAAUAUAUAUUAUCUAGUUCAAUUACAAUAUACGAUAUUGUAUAUUUUAAGUAUUAGUAGGUAUAAUUUGAGAGUGCAUGGCCAGCGAAACUUGUCAUCGCAUGUGAGAGUAUGGAAACUCAGGCCCAGAUCGGAUCCCUGCGAACACAUUCUCAAGUGUAACAUUCCAUUAAAGGUGUAGGUGCCAAGACGAGACGACGUUUUACGUAUGUUACAAACAGUUUGGAAUAUCUGGGAGAGAUUAGACAUUAAUCCUUGCAAAAAUAUUUAAAAAAUUAUAUAUGUAAACCACACCAUGGCACCGACCAGUUGCCAUCUCCUCUCUAUGAAUAAGUUUUACAUCAGGGCAUGUUAGUGACGAUAGGUUAUCUCGUAUACAGUCCAAUUGUCAUAUUUUAUAAAUUAGUUCCAAAUUUCGCUUCAACAAAGUAAUGAUCAAGUCUAACUCACGCCACGCCCCAUUUCCAAGUUUUGUGUAAUUUCCUAUUCCAUGGCUGUGGGUGUGAUGGUAACCUUGCCACUAACUCCUUACUCUGUGGGUUAUCAAAUUCACCUCUACAUCAACGCGUGAUAUCCAUCCUUAAGUUUCCACUACAAGCGAUUCGAUUCAUUCGCUAAGCGUCCACUUUUCUAAAAGGACGGCAACGCUCCUGUGAUUCCUCUGGUAUUUGCAGAGAGUUUGUGCGGCGGUGAUCACUUAACAUCACGUGAACCGUGUGCUCGUCCUCCUGUUCCAUAAAAAACGUGUAAUAUCUGAUUCUGUUCUUAAACAACAUUGAAACCACGUGCAGCAGUUCAUUCCCGCUUUAGAGCAUCGUCGUAACUCAUGUCCAUGUCAUAUCUUUAGAUCUUAAUGGAAGGAGGGUGUGUCUCACUAGAGAUAAUAUUUUUAAAUAAUUAAUUAAAAAUAAUUAUAUGAACCUAGGGCUCUGAAGAAUUUAUUAUUCUUUGAACAAAUAAUACUAGGUCACCAGAACCAGUGAUACAUUUAACAGCUACAGUUGUAUUUGCACACAGCGGGCAUUAAUGUUACAUUAGGUGACCAAAAUAUUUCCUUAAACCAGUGGCGGAUUUACCAGCAGGCUGAGUAGGCUGGAGCCUAGGGCGGCAAAUUUUAAGGAGCGGCAAAUUUAGAUCAUAAAUUGCUUAUUUCGAUUUACAAAUUGUAAAAAAAAUUAUACGAUUUUCGAAAAUUGGAGAGAAAUUAAAAUAUUUCACAAAAAUCGAAAUAUGGUCCUACAAACAAUCCUAAAUAAUAAAUAUCUCUACAUAAACAAUUGCUAAACGCUUUAUUAAUUAAAAUAAAAAUUUCUCGUUAAAUCCGAUAUGAGUCUAUCUAUGACAACGAGAAAUGUGUUAACCCUGAAAUAAUGUCGAAUCUUCAUAAUUAUGUGCGAGAAAGAGACGGAUAUGAUUUCAAGGACACGUUGACUGUACCAGAGGCUUUAUUAGAAAUACCUGCAAGUUUACCUAAUAGAGCAAAUAGAACAUCAA